Messenger RNA from Actinia tenebrosa (Australian red waratah sea anemone), 2029 nucleotides. Its product is annotated as DEP domain-containing mTOR-interacting protein. Gene Ontology annotation, biological process: positive regulation of GTPase activity; intracellular signal transduction; regulation of signaling. The record is from RefSeq and is a predicted model, not a curated record. Gene Ontology annotation, cellular component: plasma membrane. NCBI's taxonomy places the organism in Eukaryota, Metazoa, Cnidaria, Anthozoa, Actiniaria, Actiniidae. Gene Ontology annotation, molecular function: GTPase activator activity; protein binding; guanyl-nucleotide exchange factor activity.
AUAUCAACAGAAGACAAGUGAAAUGUGAUCGGAGGUUGUUGAGGGCAAAAUGGAGCGAAUCUCCAGUAAAUUUGUUCAUAUUUUGAUCUUUUCGGAGUAUUUACGUACUCGUCUUCACUCUGAGCGCGACCCACCUAUAAUAAAGGAUCGUAGGUACCAUCUGCGAAUGUACCCAACGUGUUUUGUUGGCAAAGACCUCGUGGAGUGGCUCGUACAGCGAGGUGAAGCGCCAAGUAGAUUUGCUGCAGUUCAGUGUAUGUGUGUUCUUCAAGAUCAUAAUCUUAUACAUCACGUGUGUGAUGACCAUGUGUUCAAGGAUGAUAUGUUGUUCUAUCGGUUUCGCUUGGAUGACCAUUCACUUCCCAUAACACAUGAUAUUUCCCUGGUUCUUAAGGGCUACAACAUUUCACAAAGGAUAAAAUCAGAUGAAAACAGCAUCGUCAAGCACCAGGAGUGCGAAGAUUYUGUGUACCGCAACUGUUUUGUUGGAAGUGCAUUAGUAGACUGGAUGGUUGAGAGCGGUGAGACACCAGACAGAUUUGGAGCCGUCAUGCUCAGUAGAGAACUUCUUGAACUUGGCCUCAUAAAACAUGUGACCGACGAUCACCACUUCAAAGAUGAUCCCAAACUUCAUUUUCAAUUUGUUAUUGACAAAAUCAUUUCCAAGAAACUGUGCGAUGGGAUGUCAUUACUGGAAAGUGGACAGAUCAUCGCUGAGCCUGGAUCACCACUAAUUGAGAGAAAAAAUGGCAAACAUUUGCCGCCCCUCAUUUUUGCUAAGCGGUCCAUACCAGUGCCUUUGUCUAACCGUGGAAAUAAUGAUAACAGUUGUUCACCAGAAAGUCCUGACUAUUUCCCAUCAAGUUGCAGUCCUGAAAACAGUUCACCAAGACCAGUGAUUGUAAGGGAAAUAACAGUGGAAGAGUUACUUGAUUCUACAGGUCCAUAUACAAUGAAAGCUAUCAAGAUAAUGAGUGACUCUGUUGGUUUUGGUUUUGUUGUUCGUGGUAAAGAACCAGUCUAUGUUCAAACUGUUGAUCCCGAGGGACCAGCUGCUGCUGCRGGACUCAGGGUACGUAUGUUUAUUCAUUCAGUAAAUGGCAAAGAAGUUCUUCACUGGUCACAUAAAGAAGUUGCAAAGGAGAUCAUGAGAGGACAGAAUGUAGUUGAUCUUAUCGUAAUGACCCACUUUCGAGGGACAUAAUUUAUUCUUUGGGAAAUGAUUGGUAAAGGACCACGACUAUCAUGGAAAAUGAUUCAUAAAGGACCAUGUCUAUCAUUGGACAUCAUUGGAAAAGGACUAUGCCUAUAAUGGCACAUGAUUGGCAAAGGACUAUGACCAUGAUGGGACAUGGUCGAUAAAGGGCCACAAUUGUUAUGGGACAUCGGAAGUGAUUUGUAAAGUUAUUAUGAUGGAACAUGGUCGGUAAAGGACCAUAAUAAUUGUUAAGGGACAUCAGUAGUGCUUUGUGUUUAAAGAUGUUGUGACAGGAUGUGGUUGAUAAAAGGCAACGAAUGGGAURGGACAUGACUAGUAAAGGGCAAAGAUUGUGAGUAGGACAACAAGGGAAUAUGUAUUCACUAUUUGAGGCAUAAGUGUUAAUAUUUGGUUCCUAUAGGAUCAUAGUUGGGAUACAAAUACAUAUUAUAUGUAUGACAGAUACACUGGUUCUUCGGGGCUGGACCUCGAGGUAACGAAUGAAUAUACAGUUUGAUUUAAACGAAAAGUUUUACUCUAGAGCUGCAAAGUUGUUCUUGUUAUUGUUAAACUUUGUCAUACUUAUCCAAACAAGUUACUUGACUUUCUUCAAAAAUUGUUACUAUAUAAUAAAUACUGGCAUUCAAAUGUCAUUCAAUAUUUUUUCGAAUUUUGACGCCCAAAAUUGGUUACCAUGAUUUCUGAUAAUAUAUUAAUAUAUCGAUACAGUGUACAUAGAAAAAAGGUUUGGUAUUAGAUUUAUUUUGUAACUAAUGUACAAAGAUGUAACACCAAGCUACCGAAUUUUGAAAUAAAAUAAGCAUAAAUACA